UCGAUGUAGGAGGAGGACAGGCUCGGACAUGGCGAGAAGCAGCACUGGCCCGGCUGAGAGUUAUCGGUGAUCGCUGGCACCCGUGAGGCCUUAACAUUUUUUUUAUUAAACCUCUCUUCUCAUAGCCAGUGUAUAUGGAUGGAUGCGUGCAGAUAUACAUGUAGCAAGAAAAUCUGCCAAGCCCCAGAAGAAACUAUUGCAAAUCUGAUUGGGACUGAAUGAGCAACGCGUAUAGAUGUAUAGCCAAAGAAGAGGUUUAUGCCAUGAACCCGGAGCUGACAAUGGACAGCAUCGGGAAUUUGCACGGUGCUAUCAGCCAUGAGCAAUCGGCGGGCGAGCUGAUGAGCAGUCAGCAGCGGCAGGCGGUUUCAGCGGCAGCGGCGGCGGCUCACCGGGAGCUCGCCACCAGGUCGGCGAUGGCGUCUAUCCUGGACGGAGCCGGCGAGUACCGCCCGGAGCUGUCGGUGCCCCUACACCCGGCGAUCAGCAUGGCCUGCGAUUCCCCGCCUGGCAUGGGCAUGAGCAGCACCUACACCACGCUGACCCCGCUGCAGCCGCUGCCCCCCAUCUCCACGGUGUCCGACAAGUUCCCCCACCCGAGUCACCCUCACCCUCACACCCACCCGCACCACCCCCACCACCAGCGGCUGGGCCCCGGCAAUGUGAGCGGCAGCUUCACCCUGAUGCGGGACGAGAGGGGCUUGCCCUCGGCCAUGAACAAUCUGUACAGCCCGUACCACAAGGACGUGCCGGGGAUAACCCAGAACCUGUCGCCGCUGGCCAGCAACCCGCUGGGUAACGGCCUGGCCACCCUUCAUAACUCCCACCAGGGAAUCCAGGGCUACGGCUCCAACGGCCACGACAAGAUGCUCAGCUCUAACUUUGAGGCUCACACGGCCAUGCUGGCCCGGAGCGAGCAGCACCUGUCCCGGGCGCUGGGAGCACCUUCGGCCGGUAUGAUGUCCCACCUGAACGGCUUACAUCACCACCACCAUCACCAUCAUCACCAUCACCACGGCCACUCAAGUCACCAUCCAUCCCACGGGCCCGUGCUGGCUUCGAGUCGGGACCGGCCUCCCUCCUCCUCGGGCUCGCAGGCGAACAGCUCGGCUCAACUGGAAGAAGUCAACACCAAGGAGGUAGCACAAAGGAUCACGGCGGAACUCAAGCGCUACAGCAUCCCGCAGGCCAUCUUCGCCCAGAGGGUGCUGUGCCGCUCGCAGGGGACUCUGUCGGACCUGUUAAGAAACCCCAAACCUUGGAGUAAACUUAAAUCGGGACGGGAGACCUUCAGGCGGAUGUGGAAAUGGCUGCAAGAACCUGAGUUCCAGAGAAUGUCAGCCUUAAGGCUUGCAGCAUGCAAACGCAAAGAGCAAGAACAGAACAAAGAGAAGAGCAAUACACCAAAGAAGCCACGGCUAGUUUUCACUGACCUCCAACGCCGAACUCUUUUUGCCAUUUUCAAGGAAAAUAAGCGCCCUUCUAAGGAGAUGCAGCUCACCAUCUCACAGCAGCUCGGUCUGGAGUUGACCACCGUCAGUAAUUUCUUUAUGAACGCCCGGAGGCGAAGCUUGGACAAAUGGCAGGACGAAGCCAUGUCGAGCCCAGGGGCUUCAUCGUCGACCUCAAGCACUUGUACCAAAGCAUGAUUGAGGACAGUGCACCUGAACAGGGCACAACUCAACAUCCCCUUUUUUUUUGCUUUUUGAAGAGGCAGUUCAGUGGUGAGUGCAUAAGCACAAUCUUAAUCAACACUUUUUUUUAAUUUAAAGGGAUGGCACAUAUUUUAAUGUGUCUAGCAUUUAAGAUUUUUUUUUCUUAGAUCACCUGAGUCCUUGCUGUUAACAGACAUCAAAGCUGAGAGCCUAACUGAUAAAUUUUUAGGCAUCAUCAGGCAUGGCACAACACGCUAUGUUGCUGAGCAAUAAAUGUCUAGUGCUUUGCCUGACAGUCGUUAAGGAGUAUUAACCGUGAUUAAAAAUAAUUGUUAGGUUGUGAACAGGUUCACUUAUCAGUUUCUAGUAAUGUUACACAAUGAUUUUUGCUGCGGUAAAACUGGCAGAGACACUGAAAGGAGGUGUCGCCCACAUUGUUUUAAGGAGUGACAACAGAAUUAUUGGAGAACAUUUGUACAAUCAUGCUAUCUCAUCACUAACUAGACUGUUUAAGAAUGGGCUGUUAGUGGUAAGUAUGCAAGCACAAAAUAUCAAAGGCAUUUUUGGAGUCUUUCAGUCGGUCAUUCACACAACAUCACACAAAUCUUGAAUGCUGCUGGUAAACGUGCCCCCAUCAUUACAUUUAUCAAUUAGAUGGAGCUGGUAAUGGUGGGAAAUGUAAGCACAACCCUCAAGCACAUUCCUUCACAUCAUCAAAGUUCUGAAAUACUGCAAUGUCCAGUCAUCGUGGUCUGUUUUGUUUUUGUUUUCAGAAGAUAUCAGGGCCACUGAGUUGUGAAAACAGUUGAUUACUAAAGAAAGAGUAAAUAUUGUUCUCAUAAUAGCUAUAGAAUACUAUGCAUCCACACACUUAUAUUCUAUUUUUGGCCAACACUAGUUUCCCACUGCAAACGCACUGAGUAGCCUACAUAAUGAGGGCUGCCCAUGGUGAGUGCAGAAGCACAAACAUUAAAUAGCUUUAUUUCUCCUAGAACUAGACAUCAAGACACUUAUUCUUACAUGUGCACAUUCACCACUGAACGGGCCCUUUAAGAACACCACUGAUGUGUUCAAAGGCAAGCCUAAGGCUUUAAAGACUCAUGUGAAGACACUUGAUACAUUUUUUUUCUAUUUAUUAUUAAAUCGAAACCAAAGAUACUUUUUUCUGCACCUAAUUGUUCUGCAAGAAACUUUUAAACAAAAGAAGCACGUCAGGAAACAACGUACACACUGUGUUUCAGUGGUUGUCUUAGUCGUUUUGGGAAGCAGAGUUACGAAAGGGUUAACAAGCCAAGUAGCAACAACAAGGGAGCAAUGCCACGGAUCAUUGCUGCUUCAUUUGAUGACCCUCGCCGCCUCUUAAAGUUGAAUAUUGUCUUUAACGUGUGCCUAUGCAGUUUUUUCAGAAACGUUGUACAGAACAACACAAAACCUCUUCCGCUUCAACCAAAGUCAGCUUCAUAGAGAUAUGGAUCUGUUUCUAGUUUUUAUGCAUUACAGUUGAGUGCUAUUCGCACAUUUGGCCUGUCAUUCAAUGUUCGUCUUAUGGAGAGAGGGAAAUAACUAUUUGGUUUCAUAAUUUCCUCCCAAUUAGCAAUUCCAGUGGAACAGAAUACCAACAAAUGGAUCCAAAUGGCUCCAAGCACAAGAUGUUAGGGUGAAGAUUAAGCAUCUCUACCAAAGAUAAUAACCCAUUCCCAUAUCUCGGUAAAGGUAACUAAAUAUGGGAGUGUUUUCAAACUGAAUGUUGCAUUUCAUGAGGUAAUAAACUUUACCAUAGCUUCUGAUUUUAGCCAUAAACAUUUAGCAAGUAUUCAACAUAGCCAAUGGUUCUUAAUCAACUAUCAAUUUGGAUAAUUUAGUUUAUAAU
Stegostoma tigrinum is the source of this 3525-nucleotide messenger RNA. It is a transcript of the gene onecut2, whose product is annotated as one cut homeobox 2. The coding region runs from base 219 to 1649 and encodes 476 amino acids. Gene Ontology annotation, biological process: regulation of transcription by RNA polymerase II. The record is from RefSeq and is a predicted model, not a curated record. Gene Ontology annotation, molecular function: DNA-binding transcription factor activity, RNA polymerase II-specific; RNA polymerase II cis-regulatory region sequence-specific DNA binding. Gene Ontology annotation, cellular component: nucleus. NCBI's taxonomy places the organism in Eukaryota, Metazoa, Chordata, Chondrichthyes, Orectolobiformes, Stegostomatidae. The transcript is spliced from 2 exons.